Bradysia coprophila is the source of this 1531-nucleotide messenger RNA. RefSeq names its product dynein regulatory complex subunit 2. The record is from RefSeq and is a predicted model, not a curated record. Gene Ontology annotation, biological process: cilium-dependent cell motility; regulation of cilium movement; axonemal dynein complex assembly. NCBI's taxonomy places the organism in Eukaryota, Metazoa, Arthropoda, Insecta, Diptera, Sciaridae. Gene Ontology annotation, cellular component: axonemal dynein complex; axoneme.
CUGAGCUACAGCAACGUCUUUUCAUCUACAGCUACUGUCUAUUCUGGGUAUUAUAUUUUCUAAAUUUGUAUUAAAAUGGAAAAUCCACCAACAAAGAUGGAGCCAGCAGCCAGCGCCCAAGACGCUAAGCCACACAAACGCAAACUAACAAAGGAAGAGAAAAAGGCUAAAAGAUUAGAGAAGAAACGAUUGAAAGGUCUGAAGAAAAUUGAAAAGGAAAAGCAAUUAAUUCGCGAUCGUCUGAACCGCGAAGUAAAAUAUUCCAAAAAGAAUUAUGAAAAGGUCAAACGACAUUGGUUGGAGUUUAUGAAUAGGCUAAAAUCGGCCGAGCUGAAAAAGAAUUUGGACGAAACAUGGGCGGAAUUUCAGUACCUAUCUGAUUGGAAGGAUAAUUACAUACAAAUGAUGAUCGAUAAUCGUACGGAAUUGGAAGAAAAAUUUCAGUGGGACGGCGAGAAACAUCUAGAGUUGAUCAAUUAUCUGAUGAGUAUUUGUAAUUCUUUGGCCAAAUCACUAACAACAGUUUUCGAGACAGAGAUCAAUCACAUGUUGUCUGAAUAUCGAAAUGAGGAAUACAGGCAGCAUGUGUCUGCGCAACGUAAAACUUACAUCGAAAAUAUUUUUCAUGCAACAACAACUCAUGCAAUCGAUGCAAUGACUCGAAGUCGUAAUAAAUUUCUGGAAGACGAGAACGAACUGGCAAUAGCUCACAUUGUCAAACGUGAUGCCUUGAGAGACUCAAUCGUUGGGAAUAUGAAUAGAGUCUAUCAGCAAAUGUUGUCACUGUAUGAGGAUGUAAAAUCGAACAGUCAGACAACUGAUCGCGUCAAAGUGUACAAGGAGCUUAUGGAACAGGAACGAAUGCAUCGUGAAAAUAUUACAAUAAUUCAAAAGAAAUCGGAUUCGCUUGAAAAAGAAAUAGUCCAAUUGAAGGAUGAACUGCAAACACUUUUAGCCGAACACAAGAAGGUUCUCAAUAAAAUGAGCGAUGAAAAGCAUGAUUUGUCCGACAAAUUUCGAAACGUAACUGUCGACUUUGAGCUGAAAUUGAAAGAGGAUAAGGAAAUGCUAAAAUUCCUAGUUGUGGAGAGUGAAAAAACGUUAACCGACUUACGGUCAUUGUUGAAGAAAGGAAAAAAUAUUUUCGACAUCUCCCAAUUAUGUAAGAAGUACAAAACGGAGAAUGAAACUAUUCAGCCAUGGGACGAUAGAACUUUUAAAACAGAUAAAGAAGUCAAGGAUGCACUGAGUGAUCAUAAUCUGAAACACUUGUCGAAAAUGGACUUAUUUUGGUAUCGAACAUCAGUGGUACAAACGGCGAAUCGAGAACUGACCGAGGAAAAGAUUGAGCUACAGAAAGAAAAUGAAAAUCUUCAACAAUUAGUCCGUAGUUAUUUCCAGCAACAGCAAUACAAAUCGGAUGUAGAAUCAUUAAAUAUAAAUAAGUUCGUAACUGCAAUCAUACCUACGCAAGAGGCUGCCCAAAUGUUCAAACGAAAACGCAACGAAUAAAUUUUCAUUGACUUUGUUA